This is a messenger RNA of Trematosphaeria pertusa, 1024 nucleotides long. Its product is annotated as TGF-beta-inducible nuclear protein-like protein 1. The transcript has 6 exons. Gene Ontology annotation, biological process: maturation of 5.8S rRNA; maturation of LSU-rRNA. The record is from RefSeq and is a predicted model, not a curated record. The coding region runs from base 43 to 828 and encodes 261 amino acids. Gene Ontology annotation, cellular component: preribosome, large subunit precursor; nucleolus. Lineage: Eukaryota; Fungi; Ascomycota; Dothideomycetes; Pleosporales; Trematosphaeriaceae.
ACUUUCCUAAUCAGCAACAACAAGACAGAAUAAGCGGUCAAAAUGCCCCAGAACGAGUACAUCGAGCGCUGGACCAAGCUGCACGGCAAGCGGCUCGACCACGACGAGCGCAAGCGGAAGCGCCUCGCCCGCGAAGGCCAUGAAGCAUCCUACAAAGCACAGAACCUGCGGGGUCUUCGCGCAAAACAAUAUGCGGAGAAGCGGCGGAAGGAGAAGAUCCAGAUGAAGAAGCAGAUCCGCGCGCACGAAGAGCGAAAUGUGAAGACGAGCGAGCCUGCCGAACCUGCGACCGAGGCGCUGCCGCAGUAUUUGCUCGAUCGGAGUAAUGAGAAGAAUGCGAAGGCGCUGAGCAGUGCGAUUAAGCAAAAGAGAAAUGAGAAAGCUGCAAGGUUUAGUGUGCCUUUGCCGAAGGUGAAGGGGAUAAGUGAGGAGGAGAUGUUUUCAGUGGUUAAGACAGGAAAGAAGACGAAGAAGAAGAGCUGGAAGCGCAUGAUCACAAAACCAACCUUCGUCGGGCCCGGAUUCACGCGCAGACCAGUCAAAUAUGAGCGUUUUAUCCGUCCCAUGGGAUUGCGCUAUAAGAAGGCCAACGUCACACAUCCCGAACUAGGUGUCACCGUCCAGCUACCAAUCAUCUCGGUCAAAAAAAACCCUCAGAAUCCGAUGUACACACAACUCGGAGUCCUAACCAAGGGCACAAUCAUAGAAGUCAACGUCUCGGAGCUGGGUCUAGUGACGGCUGGAGGCAAGGUCGUGUGGGGAAGAUAUGCCCAGAUCACCAACAACCCGGAGAACGAUGGGUGUCUGAACGCGGUGCUGCUGGUCUGAGGGAGCUUAAAUGGUGGCCGGAGAGAGACAACACUGCAUCACCGAGGCGUUGGCGGGAAAAAUGGGAAUUCGGAUCCUAGGCGUUCUGGCGAUGAAUUUACAUCCCGCUCUGGGCUCUAUGUAGCUGUGGGCGCGGAAACUAGGUGGAUAACGCAGAAGCACAGAGAAAGAAUAUGAUACCAAAGUUCAAAAUCGC